Messenger RNA from Neurospora crassa OR74A, 3212 nucleotides. RefSeq names its product phytoene synthase (gene al-2). The transcript has 3 exons. Gene Ontology annotation, biological process: biosynthetic process. The record is from RefSeq and is a predicted model, not a curated record. NCBI's taxonomy places the organism in Eukaryota, Fungi, Ascomycota, Sordariomycetes, Sordariales, Sordariaceae. Bases 1101 to 2909 code for a protein of 602 amino acids. Gene Ontology annotation, molecular function: intramolecular lyase activity; geranylgeranyl diphosphate synthase activity.
CCCGAUCAUCACAGGGUUCUCUGCCAUCUCAAUCGACGACGGGACCUUAGUUUUCUUUCACCAUCACCAAACUCGCCUCCAGCUUCAACCGCCCGUCAGCUACUAGUUAUCACACCCCACCCCAACGCUUACUCAAUGAUCGGCCGGCCCAGUACCACUUUCUGGGUCUCUGCUGCAUGAUAUUGCGCGUCACAUAUGCGACGUCCUUUGAUUGCACAAAAUAUCCCUGAUCGCCGCACGAGCUGUCGAUAGCCGAGCACACCAUAGAGAUCAGAUGGAUUGAGCAAUGAACUCAUCCUGUCAUCUCAAGCUCACGCACAUAAGAAAGCGCUCCGGAGAAGAACCGACCGUACUUCCAUUGUUCGGAUGACGGGCUUUGCUUCUGUCUGUCUAUCUGUCAGAUGUAUACCCGACAUGACAUCACAAGUGCACGUCUUUGCUUAGUGAGAGCAGUGUUUACUUAGCACGCGGUGUACUGUGUAGGCAGCGCAACAACCGAAUGGGACUCUUCUCCAGCAAAAGAGUCAGACUUGUCGCUUAAGUUGGGCUCUCGGGCAUGAAGCAAUCAGAAUGCCUACCUUAUCGUUUUUCCUUUCUUUUUUGGCUAUCCGCGAUGGCCCGUUGGCGUGCUUCCCCUCCCGAGCCUACCAACUUCCCCAUUUAUUCCAAUGCUUGGCAAGCGGACGCACUUCCGAUGUUUCUCCCGGCCUCUGGAUCUGAACAUCAUGGCAGCUCCAACAGUCUCGGAUCCUGGAACUGCCGCGGUCGACGUGGCCGUUCCAAAGUCUCCGUCGACUCGAUGCUCUUCUCGAUUCCAUUGUCCCUGGCAUAUAUUUGAUGUGGCCUAGUUCUUCCCUUUUCUCUCCCGAUCCUCUUCUAUCAGAGUCUCUGCUCUGGACGCAUUCGACGUGUCGGUUGCCUCUCUUAGCAAUCCGGGCCUUUCACAGUCAGGACAAAGCCAGAUCGACGCCCCAGCGCCAACCUCUAUAGGUUUCUUUCUCAUGUGCAGAGGUCUUGCUUCAUCUCUCAUGACAAGAUAGGCUUCUACGUCCACGGCUCUAUAUGACAAUAGCGCCAACAAGCUAUAGAGACUGCCCAAGAUGUACGACUAUGCUUUUGUUCACUUAAAAUUCACGGUACCCGCGGCGGUACUUCUCACCGCUAUCGCCUACCCCAUUCUCAACAGGAUACAUCUCAUCCAAACAGGCUUCCUCGUCGUCGUCGCCUUUACCGCCGCUCUGCCAUGGGAUGCCUACUUGAUUAAGCACAAAGUAUGGUCUUACCCACCAGAAGCCAUUGUUGGGCCGCGUUUGCUUGGAAUUCCCUUUGAAGAGCUGUUCUUCUUUGUGAUACAGACUUACAUCACGGCGCUCGUAUACAUCCUCUUCAACAAGCCGGUGCUGCACGCGUUGCACCUCAACAAUCAACAAAACCCGCCAGCAUGGAUGAGGGUUGUCAAGGUUACCGGCCAGGUAGUCCUCGUAGCCUUGUCGGUAUGGGGAUGGAAUGCCGCUCAGGUUCAUCAGGAAACAAGCUAUCUCGGCUUGAUCCUUGUUUGGGCUUGUCCGUUCUUACUGGCUAUCUGGACCCUCGCUGGGCGCUUCAUUCUCAGCCUACCCUGGUACGCGACGGUGCUCCCGAUGUUCCUACCCACCUUCUAUCUUUGGGCGGUAGACGAGUUUGCCUUGCACAGGGGUACUUGGUCCAUCGGAUCGGGGACGAAGCUCGAUUUUUGUCUGUUUGGCAAGUUGGACAUUGAAGAAGCCACGUUCUUCCUGGUGACCAACAUGCUCAUCGUUGGCGGUAUGGCCGCGUUCGAUCAAUAUCUGGCCGUCAUUUACGCUUUCCCAACUCUGUUCCCCAAGGUCAACCGGUAUCCGACAACUCAUAUGCUUCUUCAAAGCCGUCUUAUCAACACUUCCAGGUACGAUCUUGAGCGCAUUGAGGGCCUGAGAGAAGCGGUCGAGAGACUGCGCCUGAAGAGCAGGAGUUUUUACCUGGCCAAUUCGCUCUUUUCUGGUCGACUCCGCAUUGACCUGAUCCUGCUGUACUCCUUCUGUCGCCUGGCUGAUGAUCUAGUCGACGACGCCAAAUCUCGCCGUGAGGUCUUGUCCUGGACCGCGAAGCUGAACCACUUCCUUGAUCUGCACUACAAGGACGCGGACGCCACCGAGGACCCCAAGAAAAAGGCGGAGCGAAUCGACGCCUACAUCAAGACAGCGUUCCCUCCCUGUGCCUACCAAGCCCUCCACCUCCUGCCCACUCACAUUCUUCCUCCCAAGCCUCUUUACGAUCUCAUCAAGGGUUUCGAGAUGGACUCUCAAUUCACCUUCCACGGUACUUCCGACUCUACGGAUCUCCAAUACCCCAUCGCCGACGACAAGGACCUUGAGAACUACGCUAUCUAUGUCGCCGGUACCGUCGGCGAGCUCUGCAUCGCCCUCAUCAUCUACCACUGCCUGCCAGACAUGUCGGACACUCAGAAGCGCGAGCUCGAGACCGCCGCGUGCCGGAUGGGCAUCGCGCUGCAGUACGUCAACAUCGCUCGUGACAUCGUCGUCGACGCACGUAUCGGGCGCGUUUACUUGCCUACCACCUGGCUCAAGAAGGAAGGGUUGACGCACAAGAUGGUCUUGGAGAACCCCGAGGGUCCCGAGGUCAUUGAGCGGAUGAGAAGACGGCUUUUGGAAAAUGCGUUUGAGCUGUAUGGGGGCGCGAGGCCUGAGAUGCAACGGAUACCGAGCGAGGCUAGGGGCCCGAUGAUUGGUGCCGUUGAAAAUUACAUGGCGAUUGGAAGGGUGUUGAGGGAGAGGAAGGAGGGGACGGUGUUUGUGAGGAUGGAGGGGAGGGCUACGGUCCCGAAGCGAAGGAGGUUGAGCACGCUGUUGAGGGCGUUGUAUGAGCAGUAGACGGUGGUGGUGGUGGUGAUGGUUGGUGGUGUUAGGCUAGUUCGAUGUGGUGUGUUCCGGCAUAGAAGGUUUGAUGAUUUUUUUGAAGACUUCCUUUUGUUGUCUGUAUAUAUCGUCCUCUUUUAUGCAUAGAGAAAAGCUGAUGACACGUGGGUAAUUAUAUGAGAUGUUAGAAGCCCGGAAGAAGUGUGAGUGAACAAUGAGAGUUGAGAUCCAGGUGGUUCAGAUAAGAUGAGGUGAUAUCAGGAUGUGGUCGAGACUGAACACAUUCCCGAUUAGACCAAAUUAAAAGUACUUGCAAUG